AGCUGGCUUUUCGUUCAGAGGCAAGAGGAGGCCAUAACCAGCAUGAGAUUUUCUACUUUCAUUUUUGGACUUUUCGUAAUCGUAUCCUUAAAAUGCCUACAGACAGAUGCUCAUUUCGACCAGUGCCCGGUUAGGAAGGUCAUUACGUACAAUGCAGCUCUUCUUGACCAUCCGCUCUCAAGUGGACUUCCUAACAACAGAUUACUGCGCCGGGAAGCCAUAAUAAAUGAACUUAGACGCUUGGAUGCUGAUGUCGUCUGCUUGCAGGAAGUUUGGAUCGGACAGGAUGUUGAAAGAAUCGUAACGGAACUUUCAGACCAGUAUACCUUUUCACAUAGCAAGCUUCAUGUACCUGGAAAACUCAGUGGAAAUCUACCUUGUCAAGAUGGCCCUUCCAUGCCACCGUGUAAUUACCACGCUAUCAACCAGUUUACAAAUUGUGUAAGGAAGAAUAAGUGUUUGAGAAGACGGUUAAGUCAGGCCCAAACAUAUACGUGUAUCAAUUUCAACUGUUAUCAUCUGUAUGAAACGUUGUCGCAGGAUUGUGUUGGAUGCAUGACAGCCAGCUGGCAAGACAUUUCAACCGUGUUCCAAAAAUGUGUUGGUACUGGGCUGCCUGCCAUCAACAUGCGAACAGUAAACGCUCCGGGGCUAUUAUUGCUGUCAAAGCGACCACUCCACAACGCGAAAUAUACGGACUUCCAUCCAUUCACGAAGGAGUUUAUAGAAAGGGGAUAUAUUGAAGCUGACACACAAGAUCUUGGAAAAGUAGUCUGCACACAUACGACUCAUAGUUUUCCAUUUUAUUCGGAAAUGGAAUUGUCAAGAAAAGGUCACUUUUCUUCGUAUUUAGAGCAAGGUCGAUCUGAAAGAAAUGAAUUGAUUAAACAAUUUGGCAAUUCGUACCCCAUGGUUUUGGCAGGUGACUUUAACAUCGGUGAUACAUUUGGUCCCUUAAUUAAUCAGGAUCUACCCCAAGAAUUCUGUCACUUGGCGAAAUAUUUUGACGUCACGCCGGUUAAACAAUGUACAAUAUGUUGGCCACACGAAAACAUUUACACGAAGUCAUCACAGGGAGUUCUUCACACGGUAGUUGAUCAUAUUUUCCACAGAGGCCACCAAGUCGUAAAAAGCUUGAGAGUGGUUACUCCAGACGACGCCACUUUAGACAAUCUGCCGCUGUCCAAUCAUAACGGAGUAAUGACAGUGUUAUCUCUAUGCUGAUGACGUCAUAAAAGGAGUGACCAACUACAAAUAUGCAAAAUGGCUUUAUGCUCAAUGAUCUCUUGAAAAUCUUAUGUAUUCGUUUUUGAGAAAGAAAUAGACUGGCGAGGACACGUUACAAAUGGAUUCAAUGCUUUGCCAUCAAUAUUUAUAGGAUUAUGUAAUUUAUGUUUGUGCGUUAUUUAUUUUUAAACUUGGUUUUAAUUUCUCUUCCUUUCUACAUACAAAGUAGAAGAAUGGCUACCACAAAGU
Mercenaria mercenaria is the source of this 1476-nucleotide messenger RNA. RefSeq lists its product as uncharacterized. The transcript has a single exon. The record is from RefSeq and is a predicted model, not a curated record. Gene Ontology annotation, molecular function: catalytic activity. Lineage: Eukaryota; Metazoa; Mollusca; Bivalvia; Venerida; Veneridae. Bases 43 to 1224 code for a protein of 393 amino acids.